This is a messenger RNA of Vitis riparia (riverbank grape), 793 nucleotides long. RefSeq names its product glutaredoxin-C1-like. Gene Ontology annotation, cellular component: nucleus; cytoplasm. Gene Ontology annotation, biological process: anther development; negative regulation of DNA-templated transcription. The record is from RefSeq and is a predicted model, not a curated record. The transcript has a single exon. Bases 88 to 459 code for a protein of 123 amino acids. Lineage: Eukaryota; Viridiplantae; Streptophyta; Magnoliopsida; Vitales; Vitaceae.
CUCACCUCACCUCACUUGCUCUCACUCACUCACGCAUUUCGUCAAACGUUUAACCAUUCACUCUCUAUUUCCUUUUAGCUGUUCAGUAUGCAUUACCAGACGGAAUCGUGGGGCUCCUACAUGCCAACAAGGAGCGUUGGAGACCCAUUGGAGCGCAUAGAGAGACUGGCCUCAGAGAAUGCGGUGGUGAUAUUCAGCAUCAGUUCUUGCUGUAUGUGCCACGCCAUUAAGAGGCUCUUCUGCGGGAUGGGCGUGAACCCCACGGUCUACGAGCUCGACGAGGACCCCAGAGGGAAGGAGAUGGAGAAGGCCUUGACGAGGCUUCUGGGUAGUUCCUCGGCGGUUCCGGUGGUCUUCAUCGGCGGGAAGCUCGUCGGAGCAAUGGACAGAGUCAUGGCCUCCCAUAUUAAUGGGACGCUGGUGCCUCUCCUCAAGGACGCCGGUGCUCUCUGGCUUUAAUUCUCUUCUUUCCCAACAGUUUUUAGAGAGAGAUAGAGAGAGGAGUUAUAGCUCUUUUUACACACCAAAAAAAAAAAAAAAAGGGAAAGAAGAGGGUGCGGAGGAGGAGGAGUUGGUCUGCGAGUCUCCUCCAUUUUGGACACACUACUGAUGUGUUAAUUUCCUCUUUGUUUCUGCUUUUCUUGUUUUUAUUUUUGUCUAUUUGGGUCUGUUGCUUUUGUUUUGUGUCUCACUAAUCUGAGCUGCAGAGAGAAAUGUAAUUGCUCCCUCCUCUGUAUAGAAACAGAAAUUAAAAAAAAAACUACUGAGUUUCUCAUCUGAAGCUUCUUCAUCA